Messenger RNA from Pseudozyma hubeiensis SY62, 2928 nucleotides. RefSeq lists its product as hypothetical. Gene Ontology annotation, molecular function: metal ion binding; glycerophospholipase activity. The transcript has a single exon. Gene Ontology annotation, cellular component: cytoplasm. The coding region runs from base 1 to 2928 and encodes 975 amino acids. The record is from RefSeq and is a predicted model, not a curated record. NCBI's taxonomy places the organism in Eukaryota, Fungi, Basidiomycota, Ustilaginomycetes, Ustilaginales, Ustilaginaceae.
AUGUACGCUCGCGGCGACGCCUGGGCUACCUUUCAACCUCAAGACAGCGACAAGCUCGAAAAGAGGUGGAACAAACUCGCGGGAGAAUCCAAUGACCAUUCGCCUCGCAAGCAGCGCCUGAACCGUGAUGCGAAGCAACCCGCCAACUCUUCUGCUCCGCAUGCUCCUCCGUCUGGCGUAGAUGCCAUUCACACCGCUCUUGCCGGCUUUGAGGACCCGUCUUCGGAACACAAGCCCAAUUCCGACUCAGCAUCGAGCAAAUGCGAGACCUCGAGCAGUCCUUGGCUGAACGGUUUGCGCAGCUACCUUCCCUUUGCCAACAACCAGCCAAGGUCUGAUCGAAACGACAACUCGCGAGAUCGUUCAGUCGAUUCCGAGUCAUCUUCCGAUCGAGAUGACAACAAGUCGGAAUCAGAAAAGUCCCAAGUCAACCUUGUCCUUGAUCCAGAUGAGCCCGAAUCCGAUCGUGCUGCCACAGUGGAGGUCAUGGAGGACAACCUCUUCGAUGUCGACCUGGAAUCCAUGACUCUCUAUCCUGUCUUUUGGAAAGGUGUCUUGCUCAAGGUCGUGAGAGCAACAUGGUUCUAUUCGUCCCUCACCGACGGAUCUUACGUACCCAUCAGCUGCGACGAUCCCUUAUCCAAAGACCUCGACCAUGCCUAUGAACAGGCUCAGCCUUGGCUCCAUGCUACCGAUCUCGACACUGAAGCAUCCAAGCACCAAGCAGCUGACACGGCUGAAGAAACGGAAAGGGCCAGGCUCUAUCCACUCCCGAGCAUGAAGGAUCAAGGUCAAGUCUCUUUUCAGGACGCACAAGUCGGUCGUAUCUUUUCUCAGGAUCUUCGUGGCCGCUUCCUGUCCGUCCUCGGUGGCGCCGUCGUUGUCCGAGGUUUCGAUCGUGCAGAGCAGAUCGCAGAGCAAAGGUCCUUCAGCCCAUUUUCCAAUCUCUCCCUGCCCUGGGCCAACGACAACGAGAAGGACGGCACGUCAAACGCCAACGGCUCUUCAAAGUAUACACAGGCGCAGCAAGAAGGUACCAGCAUCGGCGCUCGGUCUGCCUCGAAGCGCCAAGGCGCUGCUAGGGCUGGCUCCUCUCCCCCCUCCGGCGGCGGAGCGGAUGGUCCUAAUCGCGCCAGAUCUUCGACCAAUGGAGAUGAGGACGAGCGAAGAUCCUUCGCUGCCAAGCUCGUCCCCUCCAGUGAUGCAGCCUUGCGCCCCUUCGUCGCCCUCAAGAGAUUCUUUGGCUAUGACCAAAACGAGGCUGCCGACGAGGGAAAGCGCCAGGUCAAACAAGAUAUGACCCACGACGAGCUCGACCGACAGAAGCGCUCCGAGAACGACCCCGACCUCUUGCCCGACGAUCGCAAGGAUGAGCCUCCAGAGCUCGUCUUCGCCAUCCACGGCAUCGGUCAAUCCCUGGUAGAGGAUUUCGAAGCUCUAGACUUUGUCUACGAUGUCGAGCACCUCCGCAAUCUGGCCACCGAGAACGCGCGUGAUCCUGCCGUACGCCGACUUUCCCGAGGUCGGCGCGUACAGUUCUUGCCAAUAUGUUGGCGGCGCUUCGUGGCAUUCGACGACGAGCCUGAGGACAACGACAACUUCUACACCCUCGACGACAUCACCAACUCCGCGGCCAUCCCCGUGAUCCGCAACAUCAUUACAAAAGUGGUGCUAGACGUGCCCUUCUAUCUAUCUCGCCAUCGUAAAAAAAUGAUCGACUCGGUCAUCUCGGAACUCAAUCGUACCUACCGCCUCUUCUGCCGUCGCAACCCUGAUUUUGAGAAGAACGGAGGUCGAGUCUCCCUCAUUGGCCAUUCUCUCGGCUCAGCCCUCGCGGCGGAUAUAUUGUCGGCGCAGCCUUCAGUCGUUCCGCCGCUGUUGGAAGUCGAGCAGUCGGACCACGAAGCGCUUCGACGCAACGAUCGUCUCCACUUCAACGUCAAGAAUCUCUUCUUCAUCGGUUCGCCCGUUGCAUUCUUCUUCCACCUCGAUGGCGGACAGCUCAUCGCGAGGAGUGGUACGCAGAGGCACCCUGAAGACACCUCGGACGCGUUCGACACUAGGAAGGACCGAUACGGCUGCCUCGCCGCUGAGAACGUCUACAACGUUUUCAAUCCCAACGACCCAGUCGCUUUCCAACUGGCGCCCACGGUCGACUCGGCCUACGCCAAGCUGAUCAAGCCCAUCGCCAUCGAGAGCGCCACGGAGGCUCUGCUCCGCACUUUGUCGUUGCCGCGCAUGAGCGUCAGUCGUAUCUUUGAAAAAUACAAGGAGCAUCCCUUCCAGGCUGUUGGCAAGAUCGGCAGACAAGCGAGAAUUCUCGCCGACGAUCCAGAUGCGCUUCCAGCGGGUCUAUCGCCUGAAGAAAAGCAAAGGGUAACGUCCAGAAAGAAGGGCGAACGCAUCGUCGACAGUUCCGACUACAUAAAGACCAUCCGCAAAUGGCACCACCUCCAGAAUGCAAGUCCCACGCCUUCCGACUUCGGAGCCGCAACACCUGAAGCCCGCGAGCUAGAAACAGAAAAGGGAACACGCAAGAAGACGCUUCAACCAGAGACAGCGCUCCGCACAUCCUCAAUCCCUGAAGACGAGGCCGACGACAAGCACGACUUUGAUCUCGAUUCGCUCGAACGCGCCGAACGUCGAUUCCGCGCACUCAACCCGCACGGCUGCAUCGACUACCACCUCUCGGAAACCAUCAGCCUCAGUUCCUAUAUCGACGCGCUCGGAGCACACCUGUGUUACUGGACUCACAGGGACUUUGCCGUCUUUGUAUUGACGCAGCUGUUCAUGGACUUUACCAAACAAGAUGAGCUCACGAUUGUGCCCGAGCUGCAGGGAGCAGGCGGCGAAGGAGAUGGCGAGGAGAGCCAAGACGACGAAGGAACGGACGAGGAUGACACUGAUGAGGGUGAUGACGAAGAAUGA